UCGCUUCGAAUCCGUCUGCCCUGCCCAUUGCUCUCACUGUCUGAAGCAGUGGGAGGACGGGGCUGCUGCAGGGAGCAGCAGUGCAAGGGCUUCAUACCCUUUACUGGAAUUUUAAACAGGCGACUUCUGUCCGAUUCCACGCAGCUUCUCCCCACUGCCAGCCCAGUGGUAUGCUCACAUCAUCAAUGGAACUGAAUCUGCGGCUCUGAUUGAAACCUCCAUUUCAGCGCAGUCUUCGGGGGCAGGGAAAGAGACAGCAUUCCUCAAGGCCACUGGGUGUUGGUCGUGCGCGGCAGAGAUGGGUACAGCACUGUCUAUAUCUCCAACAUCAAGAAAGACGGCCAUCCUCGAUGAUAAAACCGAGGGAGGACACGCGGCUAAUGGCAAGCCAGAGAAAAGCCUUAAACGAAAUUCAGUAAUAUUAUCAGCCCUCACAUGGAAGCGACUGGUUGCCGCCUCGGCCAAGAAAAAGAGUACCAAGAAGAUUAACCCGAACCCCCCGCCGCCGCAUACGAACAAGAACCAGGUAGAACGGCUAAAUAAUGAAAAUAUAAAGAAAUCACAGCAAUCGAAUUCCGACUGGAAAGGAUCACACCGGGAUCCGAAGCAAGGACCGCUCGCUGUACCAGUGCCGACCGUUCCAAACCAGAACCUCAAUUCAAAUCAAAGCCAGAGGGUCCCAGCUUGUAAACAGCUUGUAACAGUAAAAAAACAACCUAGCAACCGAUCUCUCAUCUCUCCAAGACGGGUUAUCGUUCAAGCAUCAACUGGGGAGCUGUUGCGUUGUUUGAGUGAAUUUAUGUGCCGGCGGUGCUUUAAACUCAAAGAGCUUAGCCCCAGCGAGAUCAUCCUGUGGUUCCGAAACGUGGACCGGUCCCUCCUUAUCCAGGGCUGGCAAGACCAAGGAUUCAUUACACCCGCUAACCUGGUGUUUGUCUACUUGCUGUGCAGAGAGGCGGUGACCGAUGAUAUCGAAAGCGAAUAUGAACUUCAGGCCACCUUCCUGACCUGUCUCUAUCUGGCUUAUUCGUAUAUGGGUAAUGAGAUUUCUUACCCUCUCAAACCCUUUCUUGUGGAAACCAACAAGGAACUCUUUUGGGAGCGAUCCCUGAAAGUCAUUGAUAAAAUGAGUGCCAAAAUGCUGCAGAUAAAUUCGGAUCCGCAUUUCUUCACCGAGGUGUUCCAGGACCUCAAAAACGAGGGAGAAUCAAAGGAGACGAACGGAAAAUGGACAAAUAAUAUAGACCGCUAGGCAAAAUAAUGUAGACGGAUAUCUCUCCUUACCUAUUGUUUAAGGGUGGUUGAAUGUAGGCUCUAAGUAUGAAUUUACGAUGCUAACAUGCACUAUAGUCGGUGAAUCAAACCAGACCUGUCCCUUUUUCGAUAAAAGAUGUCUCGUGUUGUUACAGUGUAAAAAAAUACCUCGUGCUACUGUGAAUCACAGUACAUUAGGAUUCCAGUCAUGGGCAGUCGGUUAGCCUAAAUGCAUGCCUAAAGUAUUAUAAUUGUUCUUUCAUGGUAGCGUUAAAAAAGGGUUGGGCGAUGCAGAAUUACAGUGAUUACAGCUGAUUUGCCAAUUUUUGGAUCAUUUGUGUCGAUAUCUAUUUUAAUUUUGAGGAACAAGAGCCCGAGAACAACAUUAUUAUGUAACUGACGGGAGCUAUCCAAGGUCCUGGCCUUCAACAAAAUUUGCACAUACUUGUUGAACCUCAUGCUAUCUCUUUGAUCAUUGAAUGUAGAAAUUCACUGCGACAUAAAAAGUAGAUAUUGUCAUAUGUGCCAAUUGUUUUAUUAUAAAACAUAUUGUUUUAUAUCAUGUAUUUAAAACGGAAUAUGUCAACAGAAAUGUUAUCUGAAUCCCUGAAAUUACAUUUGAAUAUUUUUCAAAACAAAACAAAAGCAAUGUAACUCGUAUUUGUGAAGCUGCUUCCAUCCCCACAUCGGAGUAAAUGUUAUAGUGUUCUGGUAUUCCUGAAAUGCCAGAACAAUAUAACCUUCAACUUAGUUGACGUGUGUUUAUUCUAGAUCUGUGUUACUAUGUAUUCCUUUUUGUUACACACCAGUAUUGGGAGGACAUUUUAUCACUUGCUUUACUUCUCAAUUAAGGCAGUCCACACAGUGGACUUUAUGUGUAACGUAAGCUAUUUUAUGGAAUCUUCCAUAUGUUGGUAAUAUGUUUAAGAUGUAAAAUAACAAAUGUAAACACUCAUGAUGUUCAGCUAAGUUAAUAUGAUGUGUUUCUGUUCUUUUAAGAAACAAUCAGGCAGAGGGUUAUGUCAGUCAAUAAGCAAUUGCUUAAAAUGACAAAGGUCAUGGUCUUUUAACUCUAAUCCUAAUUAGCAGAUUUCAUAUGUGUUUCCUUUUACUUUUGUUGAAUCGCCAAAUGUACAGCAGAAACUAUCUAUUUUUUAUCGUGACACUUUUUCUUCAGACUCCAUUUUCACCUGGGUCUUUUUAAUUGUAUGUGUCUUAGAUGAGCUUUGAAGAACAACCAUUUCCAUCUGGGGAAAAACAUGUAGCCUUUAGAUCAUUUCUGAUAAAAAUUUGAAAAUUCUGUUUUAUUUAUUUAUUUAAAAAAAUACAGGUACAUUGGUGUACUGUCAAUGAUUGUGAACAAUGUAAAAUAAAAAAGUUCAACGUAAAACUAACUGGUGAAUCAAUAAAAUUUAACACAACUGGAA
Molecule: messenger RNA, 2681 nt
Organism: Anguilla anguilla (European eel)
Lineage: Eukaryota; Metazoa; Chordata; Actinopteri; Anguilliformes; Anguillidae
Product: cyclin-dependent kinase 5 activator 1-like
Exons: 1
Coding region: 299-1252 (317 amino acids)
Biological process (GO): activation of protein kinase activity; brain development; positive regulation of cyclin-dependent protein serine/threonine kinase activity
Cellular component (GO): protein kinase 5 complex; cytoplasm
Molecular function (GO): cyclin-dependent protein serine/threonine kinase activator activity; protein kinase binding
Source: RefSeq, a predicted model, not a curated record